AGCGGGCGCAGCGCUCGUCUGCUGUCUCGUUGCAAGCCACACACUCUCCAGUACUCUUACUCAGACUCAUACGCAUUCCAUCAACCAACACUCUAAUCUCGAUAUCCAACGAGACUCUCAGCAAUCAUGCCCGUCACCGCAUCCGACCUCUGCAAGAUCCUCUUCGCCAUCUUCCUGCCCCCGCUCGGCGUCUUCCUCGAGCGCGGCUGCAACGCGGAUUUCUUCAUCAACAUCCUGCUCACGAUCCUGGGUUACAUUCCCGGUAUCAUCCACGCGCUCUACAUCAUCUUCAAGUUCUAAACCGGGCCUGACGGACGCGCCUCUGUCGUCGAGACGGCGCGGGUGCGAGAGACGAUCAUACGAUACCCAUGUCUUUUUGUUUCAAGGGGUGGUAAUGGCGGAGCGAGCGUGCUUUGCGCGGUGGUAGUGUAGCGAUGAAUGGAGAGUUUUGCAUCAACCA
This is a messenger RNA of Boeremia exigua, 460 nucleotides long. RefSeq lists its product as uncharacterized. The record is from RefSeq and is a predicted model, not a curated record. The transcript has 2 exons. Lineage: Eukaryota; Fungi; Ascomycota; Dothideomycetes; Pleosporales; Didymellaceae. The coding region runs from base 127 to 300 and encodes 57 amino acids. Gene Ontology annotation, cellular component: membrane.